Molecule: messenger RNA, 2883 nt
Organism: Sorex fumeus (smoky shrew)
Lineage: Eukaryota; Metazoa; Chordata; Mammalia; Eulipotyphla; Soricidae
Gene: DUSP6
Product: dual specificity phosphatase 6
Exons: 3
Coding region: 524-1669 (381 amino acids)
Biological process (GO): regulation of heart growth; positive regulation of apoptotic process; negative regulation of ERK1 and ERK2 cascade
Cellular component (GO): cytosol; cytoplasm
Molecular function (GO): MAP kinase tyrosine/serine/threonine phosphatase activity; protein tyrosine/threonine phosphatase activity
Source: RefSeq, a predicted model, not a curated record
GCCCGGAGAAUGUAUCCAUUGAGACGCUCGCUGUUUGUAUCCAUUGAGGAGCUGCCUCGCGCUGGGGGUGUGCGAGGGCUGAAUCCCCGCGAGCGUGAGCAAAUCGGGGCUUGAAAUAAUCGGCGGAGAAAGACGCUUGGGUGGAUUUCAGGUGCAGCCUCCGAGGGAGGGAUUAGCAGCCGCUGGACUUUUUCUUCCUCCCCUCUCGGUAGCACGGGAGUCCGAGUUCAUUGGAUUUCAUUCACCGGGGAGGAACAAAAACUGUCCGAGCAGCUUCAUUCAGAGACAUUCAUUGACACCCAGAGCUGAGAGCGCACGGCUGCAGCCCGCUGCAGACAGAGGGAUCCGCCGGCUUCGCUCUCCGCCUUCCCCACAGGUGCAUCCCGGGUCUGGGCAAGGCCAGGUGGAAUUAAAAGCCCGCUCCGGGAACGGCGGCUUCUCGCGGCGCCGCUCGGCCGAUGCCCGCCCGGAGGGGCGUCUGGUAAGGCGACCGUCGCGCGCCCUCUCUCGCAGCUCGCCCCCCAUGAUAGAUACGCUCAGACCCGUGCCCUUCGCGUCGGACAUGGCGAUCAGCAAGACCGUGGCGUGGCUCAACGAGCAGCUGGAGCUGGGCAACGAGCGGCUGCUGCUGAUGGACUGCCGGCCGCAGGAACUGUACGAGUCGUCGCACAUCGAGUCGGCCAUCAACGUGGCCAUCCCGGGCAUCAUGCUGCGGCGCCUGCAGAAGGGUAACCUGCCCGUGCGCGCGCUCUUCACGCGCGGCGAGGACCGGGACCGCUUCACCCGGCGCUGCGGCACCGACACGGUGGUGCUCUACGACGAGAGCAGCAGCGAUUGGAAUGAGAACACGGGCGGCGAGUCGGUGCUGGGACUGCUGCUCAAAAAGCUCAAGGACGAGGGCUGCCGUGCCUUCUACCUGGAAGGUGGCUUCAGUAAGUUCCAAGCCGAGUUCGCCCUGCACUGUGAGACCAACCUAGACGGGUCCUGUAGCAGCAGCUCUCCGCCCUUGCCCGUGCUGGGGCUCGGCGGCCUGCGGAUCAGCUCCGACUCCUCCUCGGACAUUGAGUCUGACCUUGACCGAGACCCCAACAGUGCCACGGACUCGGACGGCAGCCCGCUGUCCAACAGCCAGCCUUCUUUCCCCGUGGAGAUCUUGCCCUUCCUCUACUUAGGCUGUGCCAAGGACUCCACCAACCUGGACGUGUUGGAGGAGUUUGGCAUCAAAUACAUCCUAAACGUCACCCCCAACUUGCCGAAUCUCUUCGAGAAUGCAGGAGAGUUUAAAUACAAGCAGAUCCCCAUCUCGGAUCACUGGAGCCAAAACCUGUCCCAGUUUUUCCCCGAGGCCAUUUCUUUCAUAGAGGAAGCCCGAGGCAAAAACUGUGGCGUUCUGGUGCAUUGCUUGGCUGGCAUCAGCCGCUCGGUCACCGUGACUGUAGCUUAUCUCAUGCAGAAACUCAACCUGUCCAUGAAUGCUGCUUAUGACAUAGUCAAGAUGAAGAAGUCCAACAUCUCCCCCAACUUCAACUUCAUGGGCCAGCUUCUGGACUUCGAGAGGACGCUGGGACUCAGCAGCCCCUGUGACAACCGGGUUCCCUCCCAGCAGCUCUACUUCACCACCCCCUCCAACCAGAACGUCUACCAGGUGGACUCCCUGCAAUCCACGUGAAAAGUCCUUCGCUCCUCCUUGCUGGGAUGUGUCUCUUCCUGCAGCAGUUUCUCUUGGCAGCACCCAUGGGGCUGUUUUCUUUGUCCCUGGCCCCUGGUGUCAACACGACAUUAGCUGUCUGUAUUAGACAAGGUUACCAAGUGUGGAAUUGGUUAUUACAAAGGGAGAGAUUUGCUUUAUUCUCCUGGAGAGAACAGGACAUGCUGGAUAGACACAGGCAGUAGGUUCGCUCUGCACUCAAGUGUACAGCCUCUACCCAUCCAUGCAGGGACUGGAAACUGAGGACUUCCAGCUAGCCUAGGGUAGGACCAAGUGGUUAGGGUAGGAGGAGCAUGUGUUCUUUUGGGCCUUGUAUGACUGUUUCCUUUUGCAUCUGGAACUGACUCUAUAUUGUCUUCAGUGAAGACUGAUUCAAUUUUGCAUAUAGAGGAGCCAAAGAGAGGUUUCAGCUCUGUAUUUGUAGUAUCGGUUUGCAAAAAAAUAAUAAUAAUAAAUUGUACCUGAGACUUCAUUUGAUUACUGUAAAUAUUUGAUCUUCAGUCACUUGACAGUGUUUGUUUGAAUUGUGUUUGUUUUUUCCUUUGAUGGGGUUAAAAGAAAUCAUCCAAAGGGAGAAAGAGCAGUGUGACCACUUUUUAAAAGAGAAAACAAAGGAAUCGUUUGCUCUUUUCUGAUCCAAAGGAUAUGUUGGUAGCAUGCUUCACUCCAGCAAUUCUCAAAUGACAUUUUCAUGGACACUUAAUUGCUGAGACCUUGUGAUGGUGCCGUCUCCAAUCUUCUUUUCUAUUAUCCUUGUGGUAAUUUUAUUUCCCGUCCUAAUGUAGGUUGACUAUGCCUUACCUUUGUAAAUAUUUUGGCUUGUGUUGUCUAAAAGGGGGAGAUCUUUGAAAGACACCAAAAUCAUGGGCUCACUUUUUUAAUUUUAACUUCAGCUGUGCUAAACAGUAUAUUACCUCUGUACAAAUUCUUCAGGGAGUGUCACCUCAAAUGCAAUAUUUUGGGUUGGUUUAUUUCCUUUUUGAAAACAAUUUGUAUAAAAAACUGGAAGAGUGUGUGUGAGCAUGGUACCCAUUUGAAAGGUGAAGUGUAUCUGAUCGUGAAGAAGGGACUGUUAAGUCGCUCCAUUAUGUUCAUGGUGUAAAGUUUUGAGCUGAAAUUUAUUAUAAGAAUGUAAAACCUUAAAUUAUUAAUAAAUAACUAUUUUGGCUAUUGAA